Messenger RNA from Helicoverpa zea (corn earworm), 897 nucleotides. Its product is annotated as transcriptional regulator Erg-like. Gene Ontology annotation, biological process: cell differentiation; regulation of transcription by RNA polymerase II. Lineage: Eukaryota; Metazoa; Arthropoda; Insecta; Lepidoptera; Noctuidae. The transcript has 8 exons. The coding region runs from base 1 to 897 and encodes 298 amino acids. The record is from RefSeq and is a predicted model, not a curated record. Gene Ontology annotation, molecular function: DNA-binding transcription factor activity, RNA polymerase II-specific; sequence-specific DNA binding. Gene Ontology annotation, cellular component: nucleus.
AUGGCGCAGCAGGGACAGCCCUACCCCAUACCCUGGGGGCUGCACUACCAACACAGAGAAUCAACAACGCCGACAUCUACCGCACGACCGUACGAACACCCGCACACUCACACACACGCACAGUUGUACGCGAGACAUGCACACACGCAUACACACACGCUCAUCGACCAGCAUGAACCUUGUAAAGGCGAAGGCGAGGAAACUAGGCCGGACUAUAGAGAACAAUAUACAGGACAAUUACACAGAUGCAGUUCCUACGGUAAAUGCGUGGAGGAAGUAACGGAGGAACCGCGUGAGAGAGACGAGGCGGUCACUAGCACUGAACAUCAUCAGCACUGGGAUGAGAAGUUAGUGAGCAGUUCCCUGUGCCCCACGGCAGCAGCCGCCAGCUCCAGCCGGACUGACGCCGCGUCUCCUCACCAGCACGUCACCACCACGCAUGCUGGCGGAGGUCGUCGCGGUGCCCUACAGCUAUGGCAGUUCCUGGUCUCCCUGCUGGCUGAGGGCGCGCGCUGCGUCGCCUGGACCGGCCGGGGGCUGGAGUUCAAACUGCAUGAGCCUGAAGAGGUGGCGCGACGUUGGGGCGCCCAGAAGAACAGGCCAGCGAUGAACUACGACAAGCUGUCCAGAUCUCUGAGGUACUACUACGAGAAGGGCAUCAUGCAGAAGGUCGCAGGAGAACGUUACGUCUACAAGUUCGUGUGCGACCCCGAAGCUCUCUUCAGCAUGGCGGCACCCCCCCGCGCCCGCUCACCCCCCGCCCCGGCACCCUAUGAUGUGCUCACCUCGUUGUACGGGGGAGUUUACCCCCAAUACCUGCAGCCGCCCCCACAGGCUGAGUACCAGCGCCGGUAUUACCAUCACCAUAUCAAUCAUACGGGACAUUAUGAUACGUAG